AUGGAGGACGCAGACAGGAGGACCAAAAUUUUACUAGCGUACGGGUCCCAGUACGGCACUGCGUACGACUGCUGUAGAAUCGUUUUGUACGAAUUGUAUCGAAGCUUCCACGUGGACUUUUUUUGCCUGAAUGACGUCAAUUUGAUGAGCUUUCACAGGUACGAAAAUGUCAUAAUCAUUGUUAGCACUACAGGGUAUGGCUGCUACACAAAUAACAUGUCCAAAUUUUGGCUAGCUAUGCAUAGAGCUAACGUAAGGUUUGACGAAGGUACCUAUUUUCAUUUGUUCGGAUUGGGUGACAGUGCAUAUGAUAACUACAACAUAGUGGCCAAGAAAUUAAAAAAAAAAUUAAAAUCGCUCAACGCAAACGUUAUAAAUUACAAUUUAGGAAAUUAUCAACACCCGUCUAUGCAUUUUUCAAACUUUACCAUUUGGAAAAAUAAUGUCUACCGAUUUUUGAUGAGCAGGUAUGCUCUCUUUGAGUUAAAUGAGGACGUCCCUCUGUUGUACUCCAUCAAGUGGGUACAUCAGUUAGCAGGUGAGGCAGAUAUCCACGAGGAGGAGAAAAGAAGGGGAAAAUAUGAUCACACCAAUGGGGGGGGGAGCCAUUAUAACCCUACUAGUGAGGAAGAAUACAUAAAGGAUAUUCACCCCAAGGGGGAACAACAAAUCGAGAGGGAUUCCCCCGAAAGGGAGGAAAAAGACGUGGAAGACGCGCAUCCUGCAUGUAGUAGCACUCCCCAAAUUGGGCACUUCCAACCGGAUGAGCACUUUUGUACAGUAUUAAAACUUUCCAAAUUUGAAAUUUUAAAAAAUAAGAGGUGCACAGAUAUAUCCUACUUCCAAGAUGUUAGGUGCAUCGACCUGGUGGCACCACCCUCUCUGUCGUUUAACGUGAGCAGCUUGUUAAAUGUGCACCCAUUUCUAAACGAGGAGAAAACGAAAGAGGUAUUGAAGAUAUUAAAAAUUAAUUAUGAUGAGUAUGUCAUUGUUCAGCAGAACUACCCGGAGGGUAAAAAAAGCAUCACAGAUAGCGUUCCGGUUAACAAAAGGAUAAAAAUACUGCACCUGUUUAUGUACUUCCUAGAUUUAAGCAAAAUGGUUGCCCCCUUUUUUUUCACCUAUCUAAGUAAAAGAACGACGAGCGAAAUGCACAGGAAUAAAUUUCUACAGUUGGCAGACACAAACCAAAUUGCAGAUUAUUUUUCCUACAUCUAUCAGGACAAAAGAUCCUACUACGACAUCUUCUGCGAUUUUUACAGUUACAUACAAGUCGAUGUGACCUUUCUCGUGAACACUCUUCCGAGCAUUCAACAGAGAUCAUAUUCGAUAAUGAACCCAAUGGAAUACUACAAGUAUAUCCAUUUUUACACAAAAGGGAAAGGAGGAGCAGGAAAUAUUUUGGCUCAGUACACAGAGGAAAUGUGGACAAGGCGUACAUUAAAAUUUGUAAAAUUCAUGAGGAACAAAUUAAUCAACCGGAGGAACAACAUAAUCGAGUUACUGGUUAGUCUCUACCAAGUUGAAAUAAAUAAAAAUAAAAAGUUGGUGGGUCUCUGUUCAGAUUAUUUAGUUAACUCCAAAGAAGGAUCUUUUAUUUAUGCUCAAAUUCAGGAUAGCCUUUUGUGGUUUAAUAAAAAUAUCCUCAACUUAGGCUACCGAAUUGUUUAUAUUUCUACCGGAUCGUCGUUUAGCAGCUUCCUGGGGGUUAUCAGAUAUCGCCACGAUAUGCACAGGAAGCAGAGCUCUACACAUAGGGGAGGAAGCCAAAAGGAGCAGGAUGGACUCGCUUCUCCCCUUCUAAAAGAUUUUCUCUUCCUUGGACUUCGCAACAGGUUGCACGACUUUUACUUCGAAGACUUUCUCCGAGGGGUUACCUAUUUCAACUACAUUUUUGUGGCCUUCUCGAGGGACCCCAACGACAAUUUUUCUUUCCUCAACGCGGAGGAGGAACAGAGUUGCGAGCGUAGUGAUAUUAGCGGUGGUAUGAGGGGUGGCAUUAGCGGUGGCACUGGCGAUCACCGUGAGGAUGACCCCGACGAUGGCGAUCGCUGCAGGGGUCACCCCCACAUCCACUACGAACACGUAAAACAACAGCUAAACGAGAAGAAGAAAAAAAUAUACGUAACUGACAUCGUGCUGGCCAUGCAGGACUGCAUGUACGAGCUCCUAACGCAGCAAAACACGAUAUUCCUCGUCUCGGGGAAAUCUCGCCCCUUCGCGCAGAACCUGAUCAAAGCCUUCGGGAACAUCAUCAAGCAGAAGGAGCCGCACAGAACCGAGGAGCACAUUCACUCCUUUUUAAAAAAAAAAGUGGACGAUUUUUCAAUAAUAGUAGAAUCAUGGUACUAA
This is a messenger RNA of Plasmodium cynomolgi strain B, 2352 nucleotides long. Its product is annotated as flavodoxin domain containing protein. Lineage: Eukaryota; Apicomplexa; Aconoidasida; Haemosporida; Plasmodiidae. The coding region runs from base 1 to 2352 and encodes 783 amino acids. Gene Ontology annotation, molecular function: oxidoreductase activity; FMN binding; flavin adenine dinucleotide binding. Gene Ontology annotation, cellular component: cytosol. The transcript has 2 exons. The record is from RefSeq and is a predicted model, not a curated record.